Messenger RNA from Selaginella moellendorffii, 2938 nucleotides. Its product is annotated as ATP-dependent DNA helicase DDX11. Bases 36 to 2543 code for a protein of 835 amino acids. The record is from RefSeq and is a predicted model, not a curated record. Gene Ontology annotation, biological process: nucleobase-containing compound metabolic process; establishment of sister chromatid cohesion. Gene Ontology annotation, molecular function: DNA helicase activity; hydrolase activity, acting on acid anhydrides, in phosphorus-containing anhydrides; DNA binding. Lineage: Eukaryota; Viridiplantae; Streptophyta; Lycopodiopsida; Selaginellales; Selaginellaceae. The transcript has 10 exons. Gene Ontology annotation, cellular component: nucleus.
UUUUUUUCUUAAACCCAACUAGGGUUUUUGCUCCCAUGGCGAGGGAAGAAUUCCCGGCAUUCCCCUUCCAGCCAUACGCGAUCCAGCUCCAGCUGAUGCGAGCGGUCUAUGGCGCAUUGGAGAAAGGCGGCGUCGCGAUCGUCGAGAGUCCUACAGGGACUGGGAAGACUCUGAGCCUCAUUUGCAGCGUGCUCCAGUGGCUGGAGGAUAGAGGUAGUGAUUCAAGCAGAGGAGGAGAUGACAAGGAUUCUGAUGAGCCGGAGUGGAUGAAAGAAUUCUCAACAAAGCGAGACAAGCCGGUAGACACGAAGGCAAAAGUGGUGAAGAAGAAAUGCGGUGAUUUCUUUGGCACUCCGGACGAUUCUUCCCCGCAGAGAAGGCAGAGAGAUUCACACAGGAAAUCGAAAUCUUUACAGGCUGCUGUGGAAGACGAAGACGAUGAGGAGUUUUUGCUGGAAGACUACAGCAGUGACGGUGGUGGUAUCACCACCAUGAAACGAAAGCCAGGUGGUGCUUAUAGCGAUUCUAGUGACAGUGACGAAGACGAAGAGGGUGACGAAGUAGAAGCGGUGCCGCUUAAAAUCUUCUUUUGCAGCCGGACACACUCGCAGCUCUCCCAGUUUAUCAGAGAGCUGAAACGAACGAGUUUUUCUACCUCCUUGAAGACCGUCGCUCUCGGAUCGCGAAAAACUCUGUGCGUCAACCAAGACGUACUCAAGCUAGGGAGUGCUUCCAGGAUCAAUGACCGCUGCCUAGAUCUUCAAAAGAAAAAGAAGUCGUCGAGCCAAAAGGUGGAUGACCAAAGAAUGAUCAAGUCGAAAACCUCGGCAUGUCCUUUUCUUAAGAAGCAGCGUCAGCGAAAGCAAUUCAAGGAAGCAGUGGUGGCUUCCCAGCCUAUGGACAUUGAAGACUUGGUGCAUCUCGGCCAGAAGCUUGGAAGCUGUCCCUAUUAUGGCUCUCGGAAUUCACUUCCGAUGGCUCAAGUCGUGGUGCUACCGUAUCAGUCCCUCCUUCACGCUGCCACUCGCGAGUCACUGGGAAUCAACUUGAAGGACUCGGUGGUCAUCUUCGACGAGGCACACAACCUGGUAGACACCGUCACGAACACCUACAGCUCUCAACUCUCGACACUCCAGCUUAGGCAAGUCAGCUCGCAGCUAUCAGAGUAUCUCUCAAGGUUUAGAACUCGACUGGCACCCGCAAAUCGUCGCUAUAUUCAGACGCUGCUUGUCCUCGUUCAGGCUCUCCUUGAACGCUUAAUGUCAGUCGGGUCUCGAGAGAAAGAACCAGGGGUGCAAGAUGUUCAAACUCCAGCAGCGAUCACAACGAUCAAUGACUUUGUGUUCUCCCUUGGGAUUGACAACAUCAAUCUAUUCAAGCUAUGUCGGUAUAUCAAAGAGAGCAACAUCGUCAACAAGGUGAGUGGCUAUGGAGACAAGUAUCUCUCGCAACAAAACGAGCUUACGCCCAGUAGCACAGCCGGGUUUCAUCCUCUUGCUGCUUUCUUAGUGUCACUGACGACGGCUCAAAGUGAUGGCCGCGUUUUGAUCGUUGAAAGCUCGGAUGGGGAGUGCAUGUUUAAGUUUCUUAUGCUGGAUGCAGCAAAACAUUUCUCUGAGGUUGUCCAGCAGGCACGAACAGUUAUUCUGGCCGGAGGAACUCUUCAACCCGUUGCCGAGUUGCGUGAUCGUUUGCUCUUUCAAGUGCCAGACGAAAGCUUGCACUUCUUUUCGUGUGGACAUAUUGUUCCCGGAGAAAGUAUCCUGCCCUUGGCGAUAGCUAAAGGUCCGUCAGGAAAGACAUUCGAUUUCACGUACCAGUCUCGCAGCUCGCCACAAAUGAUUGAAGAGCUCGGACGCCUAUUGAUAAACAUAUCCGUCAUUGUACCCGAAGGAAUCGUUGUUUUCUUCCCGUCGUUCGAGUACGAGUCUCAAGUACACAAGUGCUGGGACAAGAGCGGCAUCCUCUCCUCGAUUCUCAAAAAGAAAAAUAUCUUCCGGGAGCCACGAAACGCGUCCGCAGUGGAGGCAGUUUUACAGGAAUACAAGACAAGCAUAACAACAGGUGGUGGUGCUUUGCUACUGUCAGUCGUGGGUGGCAAGAUGUCCGAAGGCAUCAACUUCAGCGAUGGAAUGGGACGGUGCGUGGUGAUGGUCGGGCUACCGUAUCCAAGCUCAAGAGAUCCGGAACUCCUCGAGAAGAUCAAGUACAUCGACGAGCUAAACAACACCAAGAACAGGAAAGAAUCCUCUUCGCCCCCGUCUCAGCAGCGAACAGGCUUCACGCUCCAGCAGUGUGGCCACAGAGGCAGGGACUACUACGAAAACCUGUGCAUCAAGGCCGUGAACCAAUCCAUUGGACGAGCAAUCAGGCAUGCAAAAGACUACGCUGCCAUACUUUUGCUGGAUGGACGCUACGUAACCACGGGAGGGCCGGCAGCAAAGCUCCCGGAAUGGAUCAAAGAGCACCUUGUGGUGGUGAGAGGAGGAUUUGGAGAGGCUCACAGGCUUUUGCAUCGGUUCUUCAAGCACAAUCACAGAUGAAACCAAUAGUUUUGUCACAAGCUUAAGAGGUUCCAUCAUGGGUGUUGAUGCGAGCGGGUUUGUGUUUUACGGCUGCACCUUUUCAAGGGACGUGGUGGAAGAAGCACUGAGGCAGAAGUAUCCCAAAAGAGAGGAUUCCAGCGGCAAGAAGAAAGCGAAGAAAGAUCUGUCGUUUGAUGAGGCUGUGGGCCAAAUGGGUUUCACAGAGGCUGUGGCUUUUUACCUGGGCAAGAGCUUUGAAGUGUUGGACUCGGUGGACUGUUGCUCCGGGAACGAUUGGGAAAAUCACAUCUACAUAUGUGUCGAGAGGUGUGGACAGCACAUAUCGGGCUAUGAAGUGGUGCCCAUUGCAAAUUUCCAAGUUAAAGACAAGGAUAUCAAGCUCUUGGAUGCCA